Myripristis murdjan (pinecone soldierfish) is the source of this 3559-nucleotide messenger RNA. RefSeq names its product mitochondrial basic amino acids transporter-like. The transcript has 4 exons. NCBI's taxonomy places the organism in Eukaryota, Metazoa, Chordata, Actinopteri, Holocentriformes, Holocentridae. Gene Ontology annotation, molecular function: high-affinity L-arginine transmembrane transporter activity. The coding region runs from base 424 to 1353 and encodes 309 amino acids. Gene Ontology annotation, biological process: mitochondrial L-ornithine transmembrane transport. The record is from RefSeq and is a predicted model, not a curated record. Gene Ontology annotation, cellular component: mitochondrion.
CGACAGCUAGCUUGCGUGCUACAAAUAGAUACCGACACAGCGGGCGAGUGUCCACACUGACUGUAAAGCCACAACGGUUCAUGGAGGUCGAAUAGCUCAGCGGCACCCGGUUUAUUCAGAGAACCGGAGAAUACGCUUACUAGCUGCACGGGGGGGAAUAAAUUGUUGGACAUUUUACGAGUUGUCAUGUGUAGCGAUAGCAGGCAGACUAGUUUCUAGCUAGCUGUUAUCUAAUGCUCGGUAAUGUGGACACCAGCGGCACUGUCAGACGGUUCGUUAGGUCAGUGAGCUAGCCAGUGCACAGCGACGAAAACGGUCACAAAAACUCAAAUUUGAUUCAGUCACUAUUUUUUUUUGGAAGAGUUUAACCAGUCAGUUUUAGGCGGUGCUCGGUUCUGCUUCAGCUAACGCGACAGAGCGGUGAUGGACUUCCUUGCUGGCUGCAUUGGAGGUGCUGCUGGAGUCUUGGUUGGACACCCUUUUGACACAGUGAAAGUGAGACUGCAGGUCCAGAAUGUUGACAAGCCUCUAUACCGCGGGACCUUUCACUGUUUCCAGUCCAUCAUACGACAGGAGUCGAUGCUUGGUCUGUAUAAAGGCAUUGGAUCCCCCAUGAUGGGCCUUACUUUCAUCAAUGCCAUAGUGUUCGGUGUCCAGGGCAACACCAUGCGGCUGUUGGGGCAGGACACCCCCACGAACCAGUUCCUCGCUGGUGCAGCAGCAGGCGCCAUCCAGUGUGUGAUCUGCUGCCCUAUGGAGUUGGCCAAAACCCGCAUGCAGAUGCAGGGCACCGGGGAGAAGAAGUCCUCACGGAAGCUGUACAAGAACUCCCUGGACUGCUUGAUGCGCAUCUACAACCGUGAGGGAUUGUGGGGCGUCAACCGCGGCAUGGUCACCACUCUUAUCCGUGAGACGCCGGGCUUUGGAGUGUACUUCCUGGCCUACGACGUGCUGACGCGCUCCCUGGGCUGCGAGCCAGAUGAUCCCUACAUGAUACCCAAGCUGCUGUUUGCAGGGGGGAUGUCUGGCAUUGCAUCAUGGAUUUCCACCUAUCCCGUGGACGUGAUCAAAUCCCGUCUCCAGGCAGACGGCGUAGGCGGGGUCAACCAGUAUAGCAGCAUCGCUGACUGUGUGCGUCAGAGCGUCAGGAGAGAGGGCUACAUGGUGUUCACGCGAGGCCUCACCUCCACACUCCUAAGAGCCUUCCCUGUUAAUGCAGCUACCUUCGCUACCGUCACCCUCGUCCUCAUGUACGCCCGGGGGGUCGAGGAGGGACCAAAAGACUGUGAGCCGGCUCCGCCGAGCCACCAUGCACAGCUGCAGCAGCAGCAGGCCCAGCCCUCCAGCCUGUGACCAGCCAGCAGAGGGCUCACCCUCAACUGAGGCACUUUACAAGAGAACGGAAAGACAGAAAAGUGUACAAACCCAUCAUCAUUACUGUUGACUCAGUUUCACAGAAGACCAGUCAUUCCCAGUUUUAGAAGAGCAGCACCCUGACUUUUAGCAACUUGUUUUUACAUAUCAUUCAGGAUACAAAGUGAAAUGCUUAUUUUGAGGAUUCAUGUGAAUUCUAAGGUUGCCUCUGCAUUUGAAAAUUGUUGAAAUUGGGAACUUUAGAAUUCACGUGAGCUUUUUACAGUAGCCCAUAUCCUGUCACAGGUCCACUUGGAGCCAUUGCUCUUGACUUGUUACUGAGCCACACAACUGGAGUGUGUGCCAGCUACUGUAGACUCAUCUGUCUCUGUUAUUUAUAUCUUUUAAAUAUGCAGUGUUUAUCUGUGGAUUUUUUUCUUUUAUAUGUAUAUUAUAAGACCAUUUUUCCUGCCUUAUGAUAUUAAUACUUUAUCUUCUGUGAGGAAGUUGAAGCACCUAUCUGUACCUAUACUGUAUCUUCUGAGGGGCAGAGCAAGAAAGAAUGGUGGAAUGUAGCACGUGAUAAGGCGUGUGUGCAGAACUUAUAAUGUUUUGUCGACUUCCAAACCAAAAAAGCUUAUUGCAGUUACUUAAUGGUUAUCACUAACGCACAUAGUGUUACUCCAUAUAGCUUGUCUCAUUGUCCAUAAUCAAGAAGAACUCAAUCGCACUAGGAUGGAGAGAAUUUUAGGGAGCCGAUGAGAAAUGUUUGUAUGUGACUCAAAGUUGUAGGUGGUGUGUUAUGUAUAUUUUUUUUUUUUCUUGUCUGAGUGGCAUGUUGUGUUUUACCAGUUAAUGUGAAGUUAUUAAAGGCAUAUUGAAGGCCUAAUGUAGACCACAGCUGUACCACUAUUAGCUUUCUUUGAUUUUUUUUAAAAAGAUAUAUCUAUAUGAUGGGACAGCGAUACAUUUGUUUGAAAUAUAAUUUGAAGGCGUGAAUUGUUUAUAAGGUAAAAACACUGGAGAAUAAGUGAGAAUCUGGUGGUUGUGAAGCAGAGAUUUCUCCUUCAGCAAAUCCUGAUGUUAAAACCUCUAUAUGUAUUUGCUCAUAAUUCCCAUCCUUAAAGAAAUCUGGAUUGUCGCUUUAAUUAAACUUAUUUAUUUUAUUUUAUUUGUUUGGUUACUUUAGCAGUUAAAUUGUGUGCAGGUAUCGCUAAAGCCAGAGUGGAAAUCGUCUGCUUCUCUGCACGUGUGUGGUCAGUAUUUGACAAUUUCGUCUGUAUUUUUAUGCCUGAAUGUUCAAGUUCUUGUUGGAAGUCUCGAUUUAUCUCCAAGUCAUAAGAUAAUCUCUCCGUUCCCCUCACGAUGCUGUAAUCUGUCAGUGUGUGAUAGUGUACACACCUUUUGCACAAGGUUCCAGAAGAUAAUUCUUGUGGUUUUAGUCAGAGCUUGCAGAUUGGAACGUGUACAAUCCAAUGAAUGCUACACUGUAAAUUAUUUCUAAAUGCAGGCUUUGGGAAAGGGAAGUUGCAGAUGCACUAAAUAUUUAAGUAUGAUGAAUGUAAUAUUCUUUACUUCACCCAGCCUGACCGAAACUCAAGAGCAUAUAACGGUGUCGAGCAAAUUCUCCUCUUUGGUUGCUUGUUUGGACGGGCCCUCGCUGCCGGGAGCCUUGCACGUUUCCAAAGCCUUUACAUGCUGCUUCUCUGCUUUGUUCUGGUCUGACGGUGGCUGAUGCACAAUGACACAAUCAAAGUUGAGGUGCAAAGGGAUAUUUGGUGUGUCUGUCAAAUCUGCCUGUGUUAACCAUUAAUUCCACCUCUGAAACAGUGACUGUUACCUCUUGCUAAGGUCAUGGUUAAGCAUAUAGAUUAGUGGUUUUUACUGUACAGGACGUCCAUUUGCAUAAAUGAGACUUAGGCUUGAGUGUUUUAAAGUGAUGGGAAGUGUAAAUAUAUACAUAAAUAGCAUAUAUUUUUUGGUCUAACUUAGUUGUGUGGUUCCCUGAAUGAGUGAGUUUAUGCAGUUUUAAAAGUCUCUAUUUAAACAGUUUGGUUAGCUGUUACAACAAAGAGAUUUUGACUGGAAAACUGAGACAUGCUAUUUUUGUAACAUACUGAUAAUAAUGCUGAGGCAGUUAACCUAUUUAUUUAGAUUUGUUCAUGGGAAUCUGUACAAAUGGGUAAAUAAAAAUGACUGACUCAGA